This is a messenger RNA of Coccinella septempunctata (seven-spotted ladybird), 1644 nucleotides long. It is a transcript of the gene Mob3, whose product is annotated as MOB kinase activator-like 3. Gene Ontology annotation, cellular component: cytoplasm; nucleus. Gene Ontology annotation, molecular function: protein kinase activator activity. The transcript has 4 exons. Bases 169 to 834 code for a protein of 221 amino acids. NCBI's taxonomy places the organism in Eukaryota, Metazoa, Arthropoda, Insecta, Coleoptera, Coccinellidae. The record is from RefSeq and is a predicted model, not a curated record. Gene Ontology annotation, biological process: signal transduction; positive regulation of protein phosphorylation.
AAGCUCGUUUCAUUUUUGGUGGAAUCCUUUCAUUUGCAACCUACCGGACGUCCUUACAAUGACGUUUGAUUAACCUUGAAUUUUUUCGGACCUAUUUCCGCUCAUUUUAUUGUUGUUUACCUUUUAAAUUACUCGAGGAAGUCGUUUUCCUUUAGCCCACAUUUUAGAAUGGCCCUCAAUAACUUUUUGGACUUCUUUCAGAAGGAAAAGACUUUUAGACCUAGGAAAAAGUUUGCUCAUGGCACAAUAAGAUACAGCUUGCAUAAGCAAGCUUGUGCUAGUUUAAACUCUGGCAUAAAUCUGAGAAAUGCUGUUAAAUUACCUUCAGGGGAAGAUUUGAAUGAUUGGGUAGCCGUGCAUGUUGUGGAUUUCUUCAAUAGAAUCAAUCUCAUUUAUGGUACAAUUUCUGAAUAUUGUACGGACCAGACAUGCCCAACUAUGUCUGGUGGGCCACGCUUUGAAUAUUUGUGGGCCGAUGGGGUUAAGUACAAAAAACCAACACCCCUACCGGCUCGAGAGUAUAUCAGCAACCUUAUGGAUUGGAUUGAGAUACAAAUAAAUAACCAAGCGCUAUUUCCUUGUACCUCAGAUCUUCCCUUUCCAAAGAAUUUCCUCAGUCACUGUAGCAAAAUCUUAGCGAGAUUACACAGAGUUUUCGUCCACGUUUAUAUACAUCAUUUUCAAAACAUCGUGACAAUAGCAGCCGAAGCUCACGUUAAUACCUGCUAUAAACAUUUCUACUAUUUCGUGACUGAGUUUGAUCUGGUCAGUACCAAAGAAUUAGAGCCAUUACGUGAGAUGGCUUCUAAAAUUUGCAAGGAUUCACCUGAGUAAUACCCAUCAGUGGGAUGUCGUAAUUUAAGUUAAAAUUGUUAAGUAAUGUCCUCAAUUGAAAUGCAGUCUGAUUUUAAAGGAAUAGUGUAAGAGUAAGUAAUCAAAAACAAUAUCUUCUUGAAUUUUCCGUAUACUGUUGUAUUAAUUUAGCAAGUAUUGAAAAAAAAUUGUGUAGACUCUCCAGAACUCGAGAGUAAAAGUACUUAAAUGCCAUAUUCUUUAAGAAUUGAAGAGGAAGUUUCCUCGAAAUUGAUAUUUUUCAAAUGGGAGAUGAGAGUGAUAGGAAAGUGAUAUGUAAACUCAAUUUUGAUAGUAGUUUUAGCGGUAAUUCACUUUAUCACAGUAGCUUUCGAAAUAGUUCAGAUUGAAGUGAAAAUUUCGAAAUAUUACGAGUUUAUCCUUCGAGGCUUUCUGUUUGGGUUGUUUGUUCAUUUGUUGCGUAUUUAUCAUCAUCUGUGAUUUAUUUAAUGUUGAUUGUAUAUCAGGUUUUAAUUUAAUCAUUUAUUGAGUCAUUUUAGAGACUGAUUAACCACCAUAGUUUCAUUAAUCAUAAACGCUCUACAUAAUUGUUAAUUUUUAAUAUUAACUUUUUGAGGUCAGUGUUGAUUUUUGGUUUAAUUUUCCCCUAAGUCCGAAGUUUGUGUUUUCCAUAAGGAGCCUUUGAAUUGUAUGCCUUCAACGAGAAAAUUGAGUGAUAAUUGAUUGGAAUUUUGGAAUGUAUAAGGAUAUUUUUGGGAAGAUAUGUUGUAAUCUCAACCAAAGACCAUUAUCGUGAUGGAAAUUGAUAUUAAUAAAAAAUAUUCUCCAGUA